CGCCUCCCUCUCGCCCGCGCAGCGGCGGCCGCGGCUCGGCGCGCAGCCGGCAGCAGCAGCAGCAGCCAUGGUGUUCUCGGUGGCGAGGAAGGAGACCACGCCCUUCGACGGCCAGAAGCCCGGCACCUCCGGCCUCCGGAAGAAGGUUACAGUAUUCCAGCAGCCUCAUUACCUUGCGAAUUUUGUCCAGUCAACAUUUAAUGCCCUUCCAGCUGAGGAAGUGAAAGGUGCAACCAUUGUUGUCUCCGGUGAUGGCCGCUAUUUCUCAAAGGAUGCUGUUCAGAUCAUCACAAAAAUGGCUGCUGCUAAUGGAGUGAGACGUGUCUGGGUUGGACAAGACACUCUCUUGUCUACUCCAGCUGUAUCUGCUAUAAUCCGGGAAAGAAUUGCUGCUGAUGGAUCAAAGGCUACUGGUGCCUUCAUUUUAACAGCCAGUCACAACCCAGGAGGUCCGACCGAGGACUUUGGUAUCAAAUAUAACAUGGGAAAUGGUGGACCUGCCCCUGAAUCUGUUACUGACAAGAUUUUCUCUAAUACAAAGACAAUUACUGAAUACCUCAUUGCGGAAGACCUUCCAGAUGUUGAUGUUUCUGCGUUAGGUGUCACUACCUUCACUGGACCUGAAGGUCCUUUUGAUGUUGAUGUCUUUGACUCUGCUACAGAUUACAUAAAGCUAAUGAAGUCAAUCUUUGACUUCGAGGCAAUUAAAAAGCUUCUGGCAUCUCCAAAGUUCUCGUUCUGUUUUGAUGGCCUCCAUGGUGUUGCUGGAGCUUACGCAAAGCGCAUGUUUGUGGACGAGCUUGGCGCGAGUGAAAGCUCACUGUUGAACUGUGUUCCAAAGGAGGACUUUGGCGGUGGUCAUCCGGAUCCUAACCUCACCUAUGCAAAAGAGUUGGUUGAACGGAUGGGUCUUGGGAAGUCAAGCUCAAAUGUUGAGCCCCCUGAAUUUGGUGCUGCAGCUGAUGGAGAUGCUGACCGGAACAUGGUUCUGGGCAAAAGAUUCUUCGUGACACCAUCAGAUUCGGUUGCCAUCAUUGCAGCCAAUGCUGUUCAAUCGAUUCCUUACUUUGCUUCUGGCCUGAAGGGAGUUGCCAGGAGCAUGCCGACAUCAGCUGCCCUUGAUGUAGUUGCCAAGAAUUUGAAUCUCAAGUUCUUCGAGGUGCCUACUGGGUGGAAAUUUUUCGGGAACCUGAUGGAUGCUGGAAUGUGCUCAGUUUGUGGUGAAGAAAGCUUUGGCACUGGUUCUGACCACAUUCGCGAAAAGGAUGGUAUUUGGGCUGUUCUAGCAUGGCUAUCUAUUCUAGCUUACAAGAACAAGGACAACCUUGGAGGGGAUAAACUUGUUACUGUUGAAGAUAUUGUUCUUCAGCACUGGGCUACUUAUGGUCGCCAUUAUUAUACACGAUAUGACUAUGAGAAUGUUGAUGCAGAAGCUGCUAAGGAACUUAUGGCAAACCUAGUCAAGCUGCAGUCGUCCCUGUCUGAUGUUAACAAGUUGAUCAAGGAAAUCCAGCCUAAUGUGGCGGAUGUUGUCUCUGCUGAUGAGUUUGAGUAUAAGGAUCCUGUUGAUGGCUCUGUCUCCAAGCAUCAGGGUAUCAGAUAUCUCUUCGGAGAUGGUUCCCGACUGGUGUUCCGCCUUUCAGGAACUGGUUCAGUUGGUGCUACUAUUCGUAUCUACAUUGAGCAGUAUGAGAAUGAUUCAUCCAAAACCGGGAGGGAGUCUUCGGAUGCUCUUUCCCCACUGGUUGAUGUCGCCCUGAAGCUUUCAAAGAUUCAGGAGUACACUGGCCGAUCUGCCCCAACCGUGAUCACAUAAAUUUUGACUUAGAUACGUGCCGAGGCCGCUUAUGCAGUUCCGUUUUGGCCUCCUGUUCGAUAGCUUUCUUUUUACAUCUCACACAUGAAUAAAUUGUAUGUACCAGACCGUCCCUGUUUCGUUGCCUAUACUGCACACACUGCUGCUGGUACAGUAUGCGGCUGUAAUGUUGUCACAGUGAUGUAAUCCAGAGUGAAUUCUUCAAGCGAUAUAUUGACGUGUGUUUUUUUGGUCGA
Lolium rigidum is the source of this 2052-nucleotide messenger RNA. Its product is annotated as phosphoglucomutase, cytoplasmic. Gene Ontology annotation, cellular component: cytosol. Gene Ontology annotation, biological process: carbohydrate metabolic process. Bases 68 to 1816 code for a protein of 582 amino acids. Lineage: Eukaryota; Viridiplantae; Streptophyta; Magnoliopsida; Poales; Poaceae. Gene Ontology annotation, molecular function: magnesium ion binding; phosphoglucomutase activity. The record is from RefSeq and is a predicted model, not a curated record. The transcript is spliced from 18 exons.